This is a messenger RNA of Letharia lupina, 564 nucleotides long. RefSeq lists its product as uncharacterized. Bases 1 to 564 code for a protein of 187 amino acids. NCBI's taxonomy places the organism in Eukaryota, Fungi, Ascomycota, Lecanoromycetes, Lecanorales, Parmeliaceae. The record is from RefSeq and is a predicted model, not a curated record. The transcript has 2 exons.
AUGACCCCGUCACGACAAUAUACGGAUACGGGUAUUGGCCUUCUGAGGAAGGAUGUGGCCCUGGAGCAGCGUGUUGCGGAGGCCGGGUUUGCGAGCCUGUCGACGCCUGCUGCGGCUCAAACUCCAGCUUCUGCUACCGCUACAACCACAUCGCUGCCUCAUUCAACCACCGAUCUUCUGGCGGGCGUCACUACCCGCCCCGUUUCAGAUACCUCCACAACCCCAGUGGCACCACUUCCAUCGCAAACAGCCACAUCAUCAACCUUCUCAAGUACAACAACGAGAACAGUAGUAAUCGUUGGGGCGGUUGUUGCUCUGGUCGGUGGUCUAGUGUUCCUGUGGUUUCUAUUCAUGGCCUGGAAAAUCCACCAGGCGCACAAGUACCCGAAGCAACAAUAUACGCCCCUUUCGUAUCAGGGCUCGACCGCCUCGCCCCAAUCAGGGGCUCCUGUCAACAAGAGCGGGCUGAGUAAGUGGGCAAAGAUUGCUACGGUCAUCAGUCCAAUAUUUGCUAUCGUUGGGUUGGCUGUGGCAAUAUACUUUGGACUCAAGCAGCAGAAAUGA